Lates calcarifer (barramundi perch) is the source of this 6934-nucleotide messenger RNA. RefSeq names its product fer-1-like protein 4. Gene Ontology annotation, biological process: plasma membrane organization. The record is from RefSeq and is a predicted model, not a curated record. Gene Ontology annotation, cellular component: membrane. Lineage: Eukaryota; Metazoa; Chordata; Actinopteri; Centropomidae.
CACACUUCUACCUCCUGUCACCCUGUUGGAUAGAAAACACACUCAGGAGUUAGUUAGUUUCCAGCUGCUGAAGAGAGAGGACGAAAGAGAACAGCUGAGACGACUUUAGAGGGACGCGAUGUAGAAAGACAGGUGAACAGACAGGUGAACAGGUAACAGCGUCGUCAUGUCCAUCAGUGUGAAUCUGAGGAGGAUCUCCAACCUGCCGGGACGAUACGACAGAAAGGUUGAACUCUGCUUCAGAGGUUUCACCCACAAAACCAGAGUCCUGCAGUGCGAGAACGUGGCCGUCUUCAACGAGUAUUUCCGUUGGCCUCACUAUGGUAAAGUGGUGAAAGAUGAAGUUUUGACCAUCAGUGUUUACAACUGCAGUAAAGUCUUCUCCAACAGACUGCUGGGAAAACUCGUCAUCAGUCUCCAGCAUGUUGUUACCUCGGGGAGGCUGUUGCUACGGGAACCACUCACUGAUGCCAACUACAGCCUGACUGAUAUCUAUGUAGAGCUGGAUAUUCGUUAUCAUCCAGUUGAGGGAACUGCAGGAAGCUGGGAGGGACACGACUUCCUGGGUGUUGAAGAUGAGAAGGAUGAAUCAGCUCUGGUCAUCAGGAAUGACGGAUUCGUUGACCCCGAGAGUCAGAGGACCGUCGUUCGCCCAGAUCAGGUGGAGAGAGAGGCUCGUCGUCUGGGGCGCAGCCUGGUCAGGACUGGAGAUGAAGACGACGACGACGACGAUGAUGAUUUUGAUGAUGACCUGAUGGACAUGGAGGCUUCAGACAUCAUCCUCACUCCUCUGCUGAGUCGUUGCAGGCCGCUGUCCAGAAGUGUUGUUGCUGGGACGCCCAGAGUCCAGAGCUUCCAGGUGAAUGUGAACAUCCUGGAGGCUCAGAAACUGGUCGGAGUGAACAUCAGUCCUGCAGUUUUCAUCAGAGUGGGAGGUCAGAAGAAACACACAGCGACGCAGAAAUCUACCAACUGCCCCUUCUACAACGAGAACUUCCAGUUUGAGUUUCAUGAGGCUCCUCAGAUUCUCUUCGAUAAAGUCAUAGAGAUAAAGGUGGUCCACAGGCGGACUCUGGCCUUCCUGAUGACCCACAUCGGGUCCUUUAAGAUUGACAUCUCCACCGUGUACAACCAGCCAGACCACCGCUUCUACCAGAAAUGGGCGCCUCUCACCGACCCAGCAGACACCAGGUCAGGGAUCAAAGGAUACGUUAAAGCUAGCCUCAGUGUGCUGAUGAAGGGAGACGCCAUGAGCAUACCCAGUCUGCCACCACCCUCCACGUCUGGAGCCAGUGAGGACAUAGAAAAGAACCUGCUGCUUCCUCGUGGAAUGGCCUCUGAGCGUCCGUGGGCUCGGUUCCGUGUCCGGAUCUACCGGGCUGAGGGUCUGCCCACUAUGGACGAGGGUCUAAUGGCUAAGAUGUCAAAGGUCACUGACCGGACAGUCUUCAUUGAUCCCUAUGUAAAAGUGACCUUUGCAGGACAACAGGGGGAGACGUCGGUCGCCAACGCCACCAGCUGCCCAGUUUGGAACGAGGAGAUCUCCUUUAUUGAGCAGUUUCCUCCUCUGGCUCAGCGAAUCAUGGUCCAGAUCCUUGAUGAUGCCAAGAUGGGAGACAUUGCCCUGGCAACGCACUUCCUGGACCUGCAGCAGAUCUCUGACCCCACAAGGAACGGGUUUAACCCCACCUUUGGUCCAAGUUGGGUCAACCUUUACGGCUCUCCACAGAACUCCACCCUCGGAGACGUCCACCAGGCUUUGAAUCAGGGUCUGGGUGAAGGGAUCUUUUAUCGUGGUCGGAUCCUCCUCGCUCUGACUGUGGAGGUGUAUGCCGCCUCCUCUGCUGUCACUUCAGAUACAGGCUCAGUCGCCCUGGGAAAGGUGAAAGGAGCGCUGGGGAAGCUGGGACUGAGGAAGAAGAGGAGCAGCAAGAAGAAGGAGAAGAAGGAAGCAUCUGUAGCUGCCAGUGGAGCGGUUGAUGAGUCAGGGGAGGCGGGAGUUGAGGUACCAGAGGCUGUUACUGUGGAUGUUGAGGAGAUCCACCCACUCCCUGAGGGUUUCCUUGGAGAGAGGGAGGACUUUCUGCUGUUCAUGUCUCUGUUUGAAAUCACUAUGAUAGACCCAUCUGUAGGAACCAGACCAUUGACCUUUGAACUCUCCAUAGGGAAUUAUGGGAAGGCUGUGGGGGUUGGGAGAUCUAAGAAGAGUCAGAGCAAGGAGGAGCUGAGAAGGAGCAGGGAGGAUCUGAGGAGGAGCAGGGAGGAUCUGAGUGAAGAGGUGCAGGGACUGCUGGAGUCAGAGGAAGAGCUGGACAGAGAGGAGGUGCUGAGUCCUGAACCUGAGAUCAGAUCAGUGUCUGCUCCAAUGAAACCUGUGCCCACUGAGUAUGACAGGUCGUACCAGUGUGUUCCCCUCCAGCCUCCCUUCAUGAAGCAGAAACCUUGUCUGUUUGUCUGGAGUCAGUUUGAAGAUCACAGCUUUCGCUUCUAUCAGGCGAACUGGCUCAGCAAGAUGGCCGACAGGCUGGCGAUUGGUCUUCAUGAGGUGGAGCGUCUCCUGAGGAGGCCGAGGAGUAACGCGAAGGAGCGUUUGGUGGAGGUGCUGCUGGAGCUGGUGACCUCCUGCAAACAGUUUAGCGGUUUCUCCGACAGGAGGUCUCAGUCUCGUCCCAACAACCUGGACAAAUGCAGGAGGGAGUUUAUCAAGAAGAAUUUGGUCCUGCUGGCCAGACAGGCAGUGAGGGCCAGGCGGAGGAUCACGAGGCGGACGGCCAAACAGCGGUUGAUCGACAGCAGGAAGCUCCUGAAGAAACUCCGCCUUCUGGCUAAAGAGCCCCAGAAUACCAUCCCAGACGCGUUUCUAUGGUUACUGAGCGGAAGCAAGCGAUUGGCUUACGUCAGGAUCCCCGCCCACUCCAUCAUGUUCUCACUGGUGGAGGAGCAGAGGGGCCGGCACUGUGGAAAAGUCACCACCCUGUACAUGAAGUCUCCAGGGGCUUCGGCCAGUGAGAUCUUUGCGAAGCUGGAGGUCUACCUGUGGCUCGGUCUGGCCAAGUACAGUAAAGAGGCCACCAACUGCCUGCCAGAGGAGUUCCUGCCGGUCUAUGAGGAGGAGGAGGAGCAGAGGAGGCUGGUCCCCGCGGGCAAGAGGAAACUACCUGUUAAUCUGUCCUGCCAGGACAGCAGAUACUUCCAGCUACGAUGUCACCUGUACCAGGGGCGUGGCCUGAUGGCAGCUGAUGACGACGGCCUAUCAGAUCCCUUUGCCAAAGUCCUUUUCUCUACUCAGUGCCAGGUCACCAGGGUGUUGUCGGACACGCUCUCUCCAGCCUGGUGUGAGUGUUUGUUGUUUGACAGAGUCCUGCUGGAGGGAACGAGGGAAGAGCUCCAACGAGACCCGCCCCUGAUCAUCAUCAGCAUCUUUGACUACGACUCAAUGGGUAGUCCGAAGCCUUUGGGUCGAGCGUUUGCUGAGCCAGAGUUUAAACCCGCAGAGGAGCCCUACAAGAAGCCCCGCCUCCGUUUCUAUGAUGUCACCAUGGGCAGGGCCGCCGCAGGCGAGCUGUUGGCCGCCUUCGAGCUGAUCGAGCUGGACUACUCUGGGUUUGGAGAGCCCUGCAUCCCCAGGAGUGUGGACCCUCAGGAGCUGACCUACUUGGAGGAGGAGAGAUGUUACGUCAUCCCAGAAGGAGUCCGCCCUGUUCUCAGGACCUUCAGGAUCGAGGUACUGUUCUGGGGUCUGCGGGAGCUGAAGAGGGUGAAUCUGUUUGAGGUGGAGCGCCCCCUGGUGAAGGUGGAGUGUGCAGGACGGAUGCUGGAGUCUGAAGAGAUCGUGAACUACAAGGCUCACCCCAACUUCAAAGAGCUGGUCCGCUACAUCGACGUGGAGCUGCCGGAGCAGGCCUACCUCCACCCUCCUCUGACAUUGUUUGUGGUGGAGCAUCGAGCCUUCGGUCAGCUCGCUCUGGUCGGGUCACAUGUGGUGCAGAGCCUCAUGGACUAUGCCCCACCUGAGCUCGGGGGGGAGCCAGAGGAGGAAGAGGAGGAGCCAAAACCAAAAGUGAAGCAGAAUCCACUGAAGGUCAACCCUCUGACGACAGUGAAGGAUAUCGGACUCAGCAACCUGUUGAUCAAACAGUCAAAGAUUCCCAUUCCUAACCCCAUGAAGCUGGUUAAUGCUCCUCUAAAUAAGCUGAUGAAGAAGGGGGAGGAGCUGGAGGAGGAGCCGCCAGAGAAAGAGGAGUUGGACUGGUGGUCCAAAUACUACGCUUCACUGGAAGAGAUGGAGAGAAAGGCUGCUGAGAAGGAGGAGAUGGAGGAACAAGCAGAGACAGAUGGAGCAAAUCUGACCAUGGCAAACAUCGAGGAGGAGGAGGAGGAAGUGGUGGUGGUGGAGAUUGAGCCUCCCAAACGCAAGAAGAUCGCCACACUUAAGUUAUACGGAGGUGAUCUGGAGUCAGAGUUCAGUCAGUUUCAGGACUGGCUGCAGAUCUUCCCGCUGUAUAAAGGCAGAGCGAGUGCUGAGGAUGAGGAGGAGGAUGAAGAGGAGAGGUUGAUGGGAAAAUACAAGGGCUCCUUCCUCGUUUAUCCAAUUGAGUCAGAAGAGGAAGAAAACACCAAGUGUAAGAUUACAAAUGGAAUCCCCAAAAAUUCACCGAUCAAAGUCUUAGUCCGGGUCUACAUCGUCAAGGCCUCCAGUCUGGCUCCCACAGACCCGAACGGUAAAGCUGACCCAUACCUGGUGGUCCGAGUCGGACAGCAGAGUCUAGACACCAAAGAUCGAUACAUCCCCAAACAGCUCAACCCGACGUUCGGAGAGGUGUUUGAGCUCACUGUGUCUUUCCCGCUGGAGACUGAGCUGUUUGUCACGGUGCUGGACCACGAUCUUGUUGGGGCCGAUGACGUUAUAGGCGAGACGCGGGUUGACCUGGAGAACCGGUUCUACAGCCGCCACAGAGCCUCCUGUGGUCUGGCUCUUUACUACGACACUGACGGUUAUAAUAAGUGGCGUGAUGCGAAGAAGCCGUCAACCGUCUUGGCUGAGCUCUGCAGGAAGAAUGGCAUCCCGUCUCCAGAGUACAGAACAUCUGAGGUCAAAGUCCUCAACAAGAUCUUCAAGAUCCCACCAGAUGCAGUACCUGAAGCUCUGCUGAAGAAGAACCAGCGGACUCCAGAGGAGGAGGCAGAGAUGGAGGAGCAUGCAGCCCUGAGUGUGCUGCAUCGCUGGGGGGAGAUGAACGAGUUUCUCCCUGGAGCCGUCACUCUGGUCCCAGAGCACGUGGAGAUCCGGUCCCUGUGGAACCCGGACAAACCUGGACUGCCACAGGGUUAUCUUCAUAUGUGGGUGGACAUGUUUCCUACUGAUAUCCCGGCCCCUCCCCCUGUCGACAUCAAGCCCCGCCUACCUGAACAGUACGAGCUGCGUGUAAUCAUCUGGAACACGGAUGACGUGUUUCUGGACGACGUCAACCCGUUCACCGGUGACCCGUCCUCCGACAUCUACGUUAAAGGAUGGAUAAAGGGCCUGGAGUCAGACAAACAGGAGACAGACGUCCACUUCAACUCUCUGACUGGAGAAGGAAACUUCAACUGGAGAUUUGUGUUUCGCUUCGACUACCUUCCUACUGAGAAAGAGGUGGUUUACAAGAAGAAGGAGUCCAUCUUCUCUCUGGAGGAGUCAGAGUUUCGACAGCCGGCUGUUCUGACGCUGCAGGUCUGGGACUACGACCGCAUUGCCGCCAAUGACUUCCUGGGCUCCAUUGAGCUGCGUCUCAGCGACAUGGUACGAGCAGCCAAGUCGUCCAACAAGUGCACAAUCGAGAUGGCGAAGGAUCGGGCCGGCCCCCGAUUUUCCAUCUUUCGCGCCAAGAAGAUGAAGGGCUGGUGGCCGCUGACCCGCCUGAAGACGGCUGAGGACUUUGAGAGGGAGGAGAAGGAGAGGGAGGAAGCCAAGAAGAAGGGGAAGAAGAAAAAGAAAAAGGACAAGAGGAGCAAGAUGAGGCCGGAGGACAUCCAGUACACCGACAGCAGUGGCAACACCUUUCUGUUAAUGGGGAAGGUGGAGGCCGAGCUUCAGCUGGUGCCACUGGAGCAGGCGGAGGCCAACCCUGUGGGGCGAGCCCGCAAGGAGCCGGAGCCUCUGGACAAACCAAAUCGUCCCACCACCACUUUCAGCUGGUUCGUCAACCCAAUGAAGACCUUCAUCUUCCUCAUCUGGAAGAAGUUCAAGAAGUACAUCAUCGCUUUUGCCAUCCUCGCUGUCCUCACGCUCUUCCUCGUCCUCAUCCUCUACACGCUGCCGGGGCAAAUCUCCUCCCUUAUCAUCAAAGGAUGAAGGAACCUGUGCAGAGUCUUCCUCACCUCCUGCUGGAUUUCCCAGACUGUCUCAGGUUUCUGGUCCUGAAAUGAUGCAGUUUACGACUAACUGAUGUCAUAUUUACUCCUCAGCCUGAUUUCUGUGGAACUGUAAAGCUUAUGAUUUAAUAUAUUCUGUAUGAACUGCACUACAUUACCCAGCAUCCUUGUUGAUGUAAACAUGACCUGGAUGAUGGGAGGAAAAAUCAGGGAUCUGUUGUACUGUAGAAUUCAUCUGUCACCAGAGGAAAUUACUGGACACCUCUUACUUCAGGCUUCAUAUACAUAUUAAUAUUAUGUAAUUUAAGUAUUAUUUUAUUAUAAAACUGUACAGCGGCACUGGACGAGCGUACACCACAUAUCUGAUGUGAUAAAUCAGCACCUCUCUGUUGUGUACAAGUCUAAUUUUGCUGAUUAAAUAUAGUUGUGGUAACAUUUUUUUUAGUUCUAAACCAAUUAAAAUACAUUCAUUUUUUGUUUAAUUUUGCACUGACACAGACCUGAAGUCGAUUGUACCAGUUUCAGAAUGAUCAAUCUGAAUGUUAGCUGCUAUUUCUGAGUAAAUAAAUAAAUAAAUAAA